AUGUAUAUCAACAAGAGAUGUGUUAUGUUUAACAAAGAAUUUGAUUGGGACGCCGAGAGGCAUAAAUUUUCAACAGUUUUUGAGGACAUCGACAUCAUUGUUGAAAUUGAUGAUGUUGGAGUUUUAGUGAAAUUAGACACGAAAUCAUAUUUGUAUGAAGUACGAAUGAAACUUGAGCGUAAUAAUAUAAUAGAAAUUACUAAUGUUAUUCAUUUUACGAAAAAUGAUGUGUUAAUUAGCCUUGAUGAUGAAAGUACGUAUAAAUUGAAUGAUAUUUUAGAUGGAAAUAAAAUCUUUCUUAUGAAGAACCCUAGGCCAAAUUGGCAAGUGUUGGUAAGAAAAUUUAAACUAGAAUAUGGACGCAAUUACGAUGAAGAUAAAGAUAAAGUGGCAGGGAAAAAAGCGUUCAUUAUUGAAAAUUGUGAAUUUAGUGUACUUGAGCCUAUUGAGCUUAACUUUCACACUUUAAUAAGUUCAUCCGUUAAUGAUUUAUCUAGAAAUAAAAACUUAUUUUUAAAAGCUCAAUUAGACAUUCCAAAUAUUGCGAACUUGGGUGUUUCAAUUGAACCAAAAAACAUUCAGCAGAAUAAAUCCAAAGAAACAUCUUUAAAAUUUGAGCUCAAAAAUAUUGUCAAGGCAAAUCUAUCUAUUACAAGGAUAGUACCCACACGGGAAUUUAAUGAUGCAGUAGAAAAAGCAUUCCAUUCAAAAGAUCCAAAUAUGCUACAAAAAAUUAUUGAAGAAUUUGGGCAAUUUAUUCCUACGGUUAUUUUAUUUGGUGGAAGACUCCAUUACAUGAAUACAGCAUACACAGAAAAGAAUUCAGAAAACAAUAAAAAAGCAUUUUCAGGAAACCUAAGUGUUUAUGGACAAGGUCUGGAAGCUCAAUAUAAACCUGAUGUAACAAAUAGAAAUGAGAAUACCAUACAAUUUCAAGACUCAGUUAUUUUUGGUGGUGAUAAGAUAAAAAUACUUCAGGGCAAGGAAAACGAUUGGAUAUUUUCAUUAGAAGACUUUAAGUAUUGGGAAAUAAUCGAAUUUCAUAAGCCAGUGAGCAUAUUUGAAUUUUUAGAUGAUGAUAAAAUUAGAAAAUUAAAUGUAUUAAAGGGUAAAAUGAUCAUUUAUUCUAAUGUUCAAUUUUAUAACUUUAAAAUGCAUGAUCGUAACAACGGAAGCGAUGUUGUCGACUUGAAGAUGCCCCAAAAUAUCGGAUCCAUUUUGUCUAAUAGAGAUAUUGAUCUGCAAGUUUUUUCUGCAGUGUCUAGCACGGAAGAAGAUGACACCAUAUUCACAUGCGUAUUAUAUACCCCACCUCCUUCAUAUAUUCCCAAAGUUAUUAUUAAUUGCAUUCAAUCUGAUUACGAACAAAAAAAAGAAUAUCAGCUUAAAAUUAGCUGGUUUGUUGUUGGGUAUGAUUUAAAUUUUAAUUCAGUUUUCGAUCCAACACAUUGUCUUCAAAGCGUUAAAAUAAAGCUAUGCUAUGAUUAUGAUUCUGAGUUCUCACUUGAAGCAAGUGAAGUACUCAAAAUACCCAUGAUGCACUCCACGGUACUAUAUUGUAUACCUGUGGUCUCUGAGUGGGAUGAUAGUUUCAAAUAUUCGAUCAUUGGCCAUCACUUUAAUAGACAUGAUGAUAAAGUUCGUGUACAUCUUUAUGGAUAUGAUUUAAGAAAGAAGGAAUGUUUAAGAAGUUCAGCUUUACGUAAUUUCAAUUUGAAUAUUCUCUAUCCGUCCAGUCAUCCAAAUUCCGAUAUAUUUAAUUAUUUCAGAAUAGAAAGAAACUCAUCUGUAAAAAAAAUGAGUUUAACUAAAAUGAUAAAAAACGUGAGAAAAAAUACUAGUAAUACUUCUAGUAAACUCUCAGGACUUAUCAGUUUGUACACGGAAGGAUACGAGAAACUUGACCAUGCAUUCAUCGGCAAAAAACAUGGUCGUUUUUUUAUUAUGAAUCCUGACAAACCUAUUCCUCAAUAUGAUCAUUUUUCUGUAGCAGUCUUUGAUCCUGAGAUUGAAGACUAA
This is a messenger RNA of Dentiscutata erythropus, 2019 nucleotides long. The record is from the annotation of a GenBank genome assembly. Lineage: Eukaryota; Fungi; Glomeromycota; Glomeromycetes; Diversisporales; Gigasporaceae.